UUGAGAGUUCAGUGGGCAGCCUGGGGCAGCCGCAGUCGGCCGUAGAAAACAGCUUGCCGCGCGAUCUUCGUUCAACGAACGACGAACCGACGAACCGACUCUACGUCGUGCGUAGUAAAUGUGUAUGUACGUAUCUCCGUAUCAUAUCGUACAUUUACAUACGUAUACGCAAAGGAUUGAGCGAUAGACACGGAACGAAGAAGGAGCAAAAAAAUAGGCGCACCUCCACCACAACUCUCCAAGUUUGAUUCUAUACGCUCUUUGCUCUACCGCAGCAGCUUCUGUCAGACGCACGUGCUCCGUUGAAGGGGUCAGGGCUCUCCUCUUCUAUUUUUUAUUUAUAAUACUUUAUCGUGCACCGUGCGCAUCGAAUUUUACCAGGCGUACGUGGAGCUUUUUUAAAUAUUUAUAUACAAAAGAAACAGACAAAAAUUUAACAGUGAUGAAAAAUUUAUCGAAUAUUUUCGAAAAAUAAACGAACACGUUAUUGGAUGAUAUAUUUUGUUUUUGAUCUGUGGUUUUUCUUGUUUAUCGUUUUUUCAAUCUUUUCAUAUAAUGUAAAAUGUUAUCGUGUUCCAAAGUGCAUCAUACCGUGUAUAUGUAAUAUACGUUGUUUGUUGAAAGUUAACCGAUUAUAUUAUUAUAUCGACAUUAUUGUAAAUGUGAUUAUAGACAAAGAGAAGUUGUAUUUCGAAAUCGUUGACGAUCGGACUACUGAGAAAUUUGAAGAGUGUCCGUUAUUACCAAGUUUAGCCUCCGUAGCGGAUCGAAAAAAGGAAUUUUUAAUAGGAUACACCGACGCUGAUCAUAUACGCACAGGUAUACCGCGGUCGACGAAGAGUCACCGGGAUCAACAGCGUCCCGAAGACUGGGAGCACCGUCACCGUGUGCGGAAUCAUUGGCAUCGGAGGAAGAGGAUAUGUUGGAGUUGCGAUUGUCGACACACGGUGAUGUCUUCGGUGCGAAGACGUCGCCGGUACAGAAAACGUCAAAAUGCGGAGACGACGAUGAAACGAUUGUGAAGGAGUGCGCGAGGUUACCGAGUAUCGUGAGAUCACCGACGUCCGAAUCGAGCGGGGACGUCACACCGGAAACUAGGAUUCCAGCUGUAACUGUGAUAACCGAAGUGAAACGCCUUCAAUUAGACGCCGAAAAACAGUCGUCGAAAGUGUCGAAAGAAACGCGCGACGACCGCGCGAAUCUUAUUAGAAUUUGUUCAUCGCCAUCUCAAGAAAUUCGAGAAGUUCGCAAGGACAGCGCUUUGUAUCUUGAGGAGGUUGAGGGACUCAGGGAUCUCAGAGAAUCCCUGAGAUCGCGAUCGCCGAAGAGUUUAAUGCCGCGACGCGAAAGUAGCGGGUACGCCAGCAACCUGGGGACCUUCGACGAGGAGAGAAGGACCUCCGAAGCGGACUUGACGGUGCUGAGGGAGAGGCGGAGAUCCUCGACCAAGAGACUGACCUCGGAAACCGCGCCGCUACUCCCUGCGACCAGGAGGAUAAGCAGAAACGAAGAAAGUUCGAACAACUGGGAUCAGGUCAUCUCAACGGAGAAGAUACCCGCAGCGAUAGAUGUACAAAGAAAAGUGUCGGAUAUCCAGGAGAUCAAAGACGCGGAAUUUGAGGAACAGGUUAUCCUCGAGGAACGGAAUAUGUCCACCCGCGAUAAAAACGACAAUGAAUCACCCACCAUUUCAACUUCUGUGUCUGAAACGUCGACCGUUGCCGAACGAGUUUCAGUUAGCACAGGACCACCUUGUGCCUCGACUCUAAUCGCCCCGCGAAAACUGCUGCAGCCUUCGGAAACGCCUAGCGAUGUUUUGUCCUACGCAGAGGUGCUCGCGAAACCUGGUUCACCGACUUCGAAGAUCGCCUCCAACUGCAAAACGAAGUUGUUGUGCAGAGUAGAUUCAUUCGACGCGGCUGACGUUGCGUCGAGCAAAAAUUCCCAACCCGCGAUAACCGCCGUGCCGGCGAAAAUUCUUCAACAGCGUAAAAGGAUCGUUCACCAGUACAGUACGCCAAAUUUUCCCAGCAUAGAAUUAGAAAGUAUACUUGAAAAACCGGCGGAAAAAUCGCCGGAAAAUCCCGAUCCGGACGUCAAAGCCCCUCCGGAAAUUCGCGCCUCGAGAGACCAGGAGGAAAAUUUCGGUGAAAAAUCCGCGAAAGAGAGGCGAGUGAGUCCGAGUCUGAAAUCGCAUUCGCCCAGCCGGUCUUCGGAAAAUUACGGCGUUACACCAUCGGGUAAAGUUCUUCCGAAGUCGGUGAAGGUUUAUCAACUUUUGUCCACUCAAUCCGAAGACCGCGGUGACGGAGUUCCGAACCUCUCGGACAGACGGAUAUCCCUUCAAAUUAGCCGACAAGAUGACGACCAGCUCACUUUGCCAGUUGAAAAAUCCGAGGAAGUUAAAUCCGCGGCAGUUAUCGAUGAUUCGAGGACAUUGAGCGUCCCGGCGCCGACGACGUCGGGAAGUUUAAACGAAUCAACUUGCUCCUCGGCGAUGCAUCUCACCCCCACUGGAAUGGCGAACUCGUGUCUUCCGGUACGAAAAUUGUCUACCCCGGCCGAGAUGGGGUCGUCGCAACGUCUCCUCGGAGACUCUGGGAUCGGAAUAAGACCCAUUUAUCCUUAUUGCCCUUACUCUCCUUACGGAAGCCCUCAAGGAUCCCCGAGGACGAGACGAAGACCUUUGCGAGAGAGCAGACGCGUUUCCAUUGACAAUAGGCAAGGCGCUCUGCAACUUAAUCAGUACAAACUAUUGGACAACAUUGGUCAGGGUUCGUUCGGAAUUGUGAAACUGGCUUACAACGAGGAAGACGAAACUCAUUACGCGAUGAAGAUUUUGAGUAAGAAGAAGCUGAUGAAGAAGGCGGGGAUAUUCGGUAGGAUGGCGCCGGGUCGCAAGGGCCUCGCAAAUCCGUUGGCAAAGGUUUACAGGGAGAUUGCACUGCUGAAGAAAUUGGAUCACCCGAACGUCGUGAAGCUUGUAGAAGUCUUGGACGACCCGGACGAAGACAAUCUUUAUCUCGUUUUCGAACUCGUACAAAAAGGAGAAGUACUGCAACUUCCGACCGGACAACCUCUGGACGAAGAAACUGCCAGGACUCACUUCAGGGACAUCGUCCUAGGGGUAGAAUAUUUACAUUACCAAAGGAUAGUACACAGGGAUAUAAAACCGAGUAACUUGCUUGUGGACAGCGAGGGUCACGUGAAGGUCGCCGAUUUGGGUGUCAGUGCGGAAUUAAGGGCCGCCGGUGAAUUACUUUCGGGACCUGCAGGGACGCCGGCAUUUGCGGCUCCUGAAACUACCACUCCUGGAGCGCAGUAUUCGGGAACGCUCUGCGAUGUGUGGUCGAUGGGAGUGACGCUCUACUCUUUUGUGACCGGAAGAGUGCCUUGGGAUGGUUCCGGAAGUAUAAUAGGAGUUCAAUCCGCGGUUCGUACGGAGCCAUUAAAGUUUCCAGAACAGCCAGAAAUAUCCGAACCUCUUCGUGACCUGAUAACCAAGAUGUUGGAAAAGGAACCUGCAUCGAGGUUAACUUUGGGUGAAAUAAAAACGCAUCCGUGGGUAACGAGAAAUGGGACUGAACUGCUCCCAAGCGAAGUGGAGAAUUGCAGACUUCCGGUCACCGUUACUGACGAAGAAGUCGCCAGAGUCGUGACGAGGGUUCCAAAACUCGACACGCUCAUUUUAAUUAAAACAAUGCUCAAGCAGCAUAGCUUUCAGAACCCUUUUCUACCGAAGAGAACCACGAAAUCGGUUUGCAGUGACUCGGUGCCGGGGGAGUCUUCUCCGAGUUCCAGAGUUAUCGGAAGUUCCGGCGGUUCUGAAAGUUCGAAUAUCCGAGCGGAAAAAUUUCAUGAAGCUGGAAGGAGCAAUUCGGCACCCGAUACCUUUGACUACCAUCUCAGCGACAGGCAAGUGUUGGUCGAAAGCCCCCUGCCGCCGGUAACGGAGGGUCUAGCUCAGGAUAACGAAUCGGCGUUGCACAAGCGAUGAUGAUACGCGGAUGGAUUCGAACUGAACGACUACAGGGUUCAAAGUUAGAAAUAAUUUUCACUCAAAUACAGGAAAAUUCUUAUUGCCUAGCUUAUGAUUAUAUCAGUGACGCUAUGGAGAAGAAUAGACCGCAUGCGUAGUACCGAAUGAAAAGUAUAACAGACAUCACACCGAAGCUUUUCGACAAUAUCGACAUCCUAGAUUGACUCUGAACUGAAUUUACGUUAAGGAUUCUGAAGACAAAAUUGAAUAAAUGAAGACACAAUUGGGAAGAAGAAAAAUACCGGUGCCAAAUUUGGUGAGCAACUAGGAUUUGUACAUUGCCAGCUGUUAUGUAUAUGAAGUUGAAUUAUAUGAUUAAUAUCGUUAACUACGCUCUGAGCCAUUAAUAAAUUGCGUGAAUCACUCACAUAUGUAUAAAGUGAGAUUGGCGGCAGUUGCGUCUGACCAAAACUUGUGCGUAAAAACAAUUAUGUAAUAAAUAUGUUGCAUAAAAAAAAAUCUAUGCUCUCUUAAUCCGAAUCAGCGGAAAUUUCGCUGUUUCAAUAGGUGAGUGAUAUUUUCACUGAAAAGCCCGCGAAGUUCACUUUCUUGCAUUUAGGCUACAAGAGCGCCAAAUCAUGUAGACAGCAAACUUAUUAUCAGACGGAAUCUCGCAUAGAAUCCUCGAAUUUCCACUGUUUCGAAUAGUGGGACUUUCACUGGUUGGUUCAGUGGGAAAAUUUUUCACUGAAACAAACGGUGACUAGUCGCUGAUUAUCAGUGGUAUACAUAUAGUUAUUUGAAUCAGCGCGAGUAUUCGCUGAUUCAAAUUCAGGGAAUGACUGUGCAGAAUAGGGAUAAGCUUAACCGAGUGCGAAUAAGAAUAACGUAAUAAUAGCCCGGAAUUUCGACGUCGAUACACGGUCGUGUAUGAUUUAAUAUCAUUUAUGAAUCGCAAUCAAUCUCCUGAGGUGACCGAGCGUAAUUCGCAAAGUACCUAUGUAUCGAGGCAUUAUAUUCCAAUGAUAUAUGCGUUAUUCACAUCGGUGUAGUUUUCUCAAGGGUCAUUGACUCCUUACAUUCCUAACGAUCAUAGGAGUCUGCAGUUAUAAUAACAUGAUACCGGGUAUGGCGAGAGAUCUUUAAAUAUAUAUAACUAUAAUUAUACGUGUAAUGUAUGUACUUAUUAUAUUAUAAUCAACCUCAACGAACCAACGAAAUUAUAAUCUUCCAUAUACGCACCGCCGAUUUUUUCUAAAUUAUUGUCGUCAUUUUUUGUAGAUAGGAUAUGAUAUUUAAAUACAAGAAUGAAAUUUUAUCAGAAAGAAAAAGAAAGCAAAAAAAAAAAAACAUAAGACUUACAGUUAGUCACUUACAUCAAUAUACUAUACACAAUAUACCUAUAUUAAUUAAUAUUCGUAUCGAUGUAAGAAAUUAAGAAUAAUAGAUUGAAGAUAAUUUGACAGAGAUUUUUAUGUGAGUAUAUAAAUGUCAGUAGAUAAUAAAAGUGAGAUAAUUAUAUUUGUAAAGUUCGGAUACUGUAUAUUGUGUAGCUGAUCCAAACAUUCGCGAAUUAAAUUGAAUCGAAUAAUAUCGUUUUCACUUGUACAUGUAUGCGUUCGUACGUGGCCAUACUAUACGUGUUGGAAAAAAGCUUUUCCCUCGUAUCGCGGAGACGGGUUGUCACGAGUAAGGGAAAGAGAGAAAGAGGUCUUUCACUAUCCAUGGUGUCGGUUACGAUGGUCGUGGCGGUGGUGGUGCUGGUGAUUCUACUGCUACUGCUGUUAGGUUGUUAGGUGCACUGUCGCGUAAACAAAAGUUAACGAAGUGUAAAUAAUCGAACCACGCCCCACCGCUUUUUCGAAAAUAAAGUCUCGCUGGUGUAGAUACUUGUAACUGGUAUGUUAUUAUAUUAUACCAUACACUUCGGUUACCGCGAUACCGUUCAACUACGAUCUUAUAGAUUUUGAUCAUUAAAUUUGAUGAAAUGUCGCGAGAAAAUUCGAUUGAGUUUAAAAAAAUAAGAAAAACAAUUUAAUAUCAGUCUCUCUAACUUCAUUAUGUUUCCGAAUUUUCAUGUUCCUCUUGCAGAGUCGCAACGAUUUUCCAUAUCCAUAGGACGGGAAGCAAUACAUACACACCGAUAAUUCAUUGUCCGGCACAUUUUGUCCCAAAUUUCAGACCGAGUCAUUCUUGCGUAUAUAAGAAAACCAGCGGAGUUGAAGCGAAAAAAUUGUUUGCCACGUUGUGUCAAAGCUCAAAGCUUGAUAUCUGUGUUCUGCUUGUUUGGUUCUAAGGAAUCUGCGGGUACAAUUAAUAGGUGAAUUCCGGACCCGUCUUCAGAAAAUUCAUUCGAACCUCUUGUUUGUAAUUUCGUUAGCGUGAUUUGUACAUAUUGAAAGAUUGAGAAUGAAAAAGUAUAAAAUAAUAAAACAAAAGUAUAAGUGCGACGCGAACGUUGUCAUUUAUACAGUUCAAGAUUUUAAACUCAUCUUUGGGUUGUGCAGAUAAAGUUUUAGAAUUACAUUAUGGGUAUGUAAAAGCAAACUCGCUCAUUGCCAAACUUCGAUUCUCGCAAUAACUUUUGAGUAAGCUCUGUUCUGAAAAAAUCGAAAGACAUGUACCUAUAGUGAAAUUUUAAACAAUACAUAUUCAUAUACAUAUACAAUAUGAAUACAAUUGAUUACAUAGUGAUGUUUAGAGACAAAGGUGUUUUAUAAUUCACGUUUUGGUUUUUACACGAGUGUGUAAUAAUUGGUUCAGGACGUAGAAUUGAUAACAUAAUGUAGGCCAUCAUCUUCCAGGAGAUUCGGAAUUUCGUGCAAUUCUUACCAUUUCAUUCGAUUCGAAUGAUCGAUAUAGUAUAAAUUUAACAUCUGCAGUUUUUUUUUUUUUACGUUCAAAAGCGAAAUAGCAAUUGUUAUAUCACAUUUUCAUUGUUUCUUUGUUAUUUGAUAUACGUUUGUUGAUUUGCUAUUGUUCAACGGUAAGCAGAAUGUCGAUAAAGCAUACUGACUAGAGGGUACGUCGAGGGGACACAAAACCAAUCGGCCACAAAUAAUAACUAGAUAUUGAUUGCAUCAUAGAAGUGUAGUGUUUUUGUCCAUAUGUAUAGAAUAACUAACCGAUGUUUCGAAUCAGUUGAUUUUUGUGUAUUCGUGGAUCAUACAUAGAACGUUGCCUGCAGCUCAUGUUGCAAUGAAUACUGCAAGUAGAUGAUGGCAAGUAUCUUGCGAUAUUUCCAAUCCGCGUUAUGAAAUUCGGGGUAUUAGAUACUUUAUAUGGUAUGCACACCGUUGAUUUUAUUGGUUGUCUGUUCAAAGCAAGUUGCAUUUGAAUUGUGAUAUUUCAUUGUCGAAUGUUCUAUGUCUAUAAUGAAGGCAUAAAUAUGUUACACGAUAAUUGCGUAAUGUUUGGUACGAUCUUCGUAUAUGUGUAUGAUAUACACCGACCAUGUGUGAAAAGAUUGAUACGUUAUCAACUAUUAGAGAAUUAUUUUUGAAAAACAAAUUAUAAAUUAAUAUCGUUUCCACAUAUUUUAGCGGAAUUUCAUUAGAACUUAUUGCCUCAUUCAAACGGCAACGUGAAACAAUGUGCUGCAUAUACUAAUAUCACAAUCAGAGAUUUACAAAAUCAUUCAUAUUUAUACGUCAUUCUACGUUCUCGCUGUAGCUGCAUUUAUAUAACGAGCAAAAAAGAAUUCAAAUUCAAGUUGGAGAAUUGAUUUUGAAUAAACUUGACUCUUUUCUAUGAAUCUUAGAUGUUGUUCUGGUUACUCAAUCUACAUGGCAUAAAUAAACAGGUCAUUAAAACCUCGUAAUUGUUAACCAGAUAUUGAAAGCAGUCAUUUACAAAAGCGACGAAUGGAAAUCAUGUAGUAAUUGUUCUGAGAAAACUCAUCUCUUUCUCUUUCUUCCUUAUAAUACUCACUUUUCACACUAUACUUCUGUCUUGUCCUCUGCUUUUUUACAUAAAUAUUAUAGGUACAAAUUCAUACAUGUACGACGUAAUACGUCGGUUUCUGAAAAACUCUGUUCAUAAUUUGGUAAGUUAAUAACGAGAUUAAUAAUUAGACAAAUAGUGAGCAGAUACAAGGUACAUAUAUUAAUCAGAGUUAAUUAAACAUGUGAAAAAAAUUCAAAUAAAGUAUAUUAGCUAAGGGGACAUUAGCUGAAACCUUAUUAAUGCUGGGGGACCAUUGUAGCACGAGUUUAGAAUCUUAGUACUCGUAGUACUUAGGGCUGACGAUCAGAUGCUAAUCGUACAUUAAAAGUUCAAGUCAUAUCGAAAAAUCAACUUACCUUAAUAAUAUUUUAAUAUUAAAUGAUAUUAAAUUAAAGUAAAUCAAGUAAAACUUGAAAGGGCUGCCCUUUGUUUAUGGCCAAGUAAUUUUCUAAUCACUGUUGUCAGUGUUGUCAUCUGGUGACAGCCCUCUCAAAUGAUACUGAAAUGCUACGGGUACAUAGUGUAAUUAUAAGAUGAGUAAUGAAAACUAGAAAGCGAAAAAACUAAUGAAGAAAUUAUUAUACUCUCAUUCAUACUGUAGAUGUCUACAAGUUAUAUAUAUAUUCUUGUAAAAUGCACAAAAAUAUUUUAUACUUCAUAUAUUUGAAUGCACAUCAAUUUAUAUGCUCUAUCAUUAGUGUUAUACAUAGCUAUUGUCAAACAUUACACGUGAUAUUCGUGUAUAAUAUACUGAAUUAUAUGGGUUGAAUGACUACGAAAUACUUCAAGUAUCGGACAUAAUUGAUGAAGAAAAGAUUCAACAUAGAAGAAAAAUCAUCUGACAACUAAUGUUUCAUACAUUUAUAGUCAUCUCGAUUUGUAAUUCUUCAAUAAAGCGGUUUGAAAUUCGGAAAAAAGAAAGUCAUGUUUCUGAAACUAGACAAUCAAACAUUACUAUAUUCUACUUAUAGUGCUGUAACUUGCACUAUGCUUGUACUGUAUGUAAACUUCAUUCAACCAUAAAAUAUGAUGUUCUCCACUGAGUAAUUAAUAAUCAUACGAGAAUAAAAAAAGCAGUUUGCAUUAUGGA
Athalia rosae (coleseed sawfly) is the source of this 9014-nucleotide messenger RNA. RefSeq lists its product as uncharacterized. Bases 920 to 3997 code for a protein of 1025 amino acids. Gene Ontology annotation, cellular component: cytoplasm. Gene Ontology annotation, biological process: positive regulation of protein kinase activity; intracellular signal transduction; protein phosphorylation. Gene Ontology annotation, molecular function: calcium/calmodulin-dependent protein kinase activity; calmodulin binding; ATP binding. Lineage: Eukaryota; Metazoa; Arthropoda; Insecta; Hymenoptera; Athaliidae. The transcript has 7 exons. The record is from RefSeq and is a predicted model, not a curated record.